This is a messenger RNA of Malaya genurostris, 768 nucleotides long. RefSeq lists its product as uncharacterized. The coding region runs from base 1 to 768 and encodes 255 amino acids. The transcript is spliced from 2 exons. NCBI's taxonomy places the organism in Eukaryota, Metazoa, Arthropoda, Insecta, Diptera, Culicidae. The record is from RefSeq and is a predicted model, not a curated record.
AUGCUGGAGAUCACAAUCGGAGAGGUGAGAAUUUCAUCGCAACGCGCUUUGAAGCAUCUGGGCGUGAUGGUCGACGACCGCCUAAGCUUUAACGCGCACGUCGACUAUGCCUGCGAAAAGGCGGCGAAGGCGGUUAACACAGUAGCGAGGAUUAUGCCAAACGUGGGCGGUUCAAGAAGUAGUAAGAGUUGCCUCUUGGCAAACGUUGCAACCUCAAUACUUAGGUAUGGAAUGCCAGCCUGGGCUACGGCGCUAAAAACGAAGAGAAACCGUGCAAAGCUGAACCGUGUGUUCCGACUCAUGGCUAUGAGAGUCGUGAGUGCCUACAGAACAAUUUGGCCGGAGGCUGUAUGCGUUAUCGCUUGGAUGAUGCCCGUCAACAUCAUCCUAGAGGAAGACGUCGAAUGCUACCGGCGGAGGAACACUAGGAAUGAGAAAGCAGCUGCUAGAACGGACUCGCUGGCGAAGUGGAAACAACAGUGGGACAAAGCGGUGAACGGAAGGUGGACCCACCGACUGAUCCCAAACGUGUCGGCGUGGGUUGACAGGAAGCAUGGAGAGUGGGCGCACGUCGCCUUUGAAUGCCCAAGGAUCGCGGAGAUACGCAGGGAUAUGCGCGGCGUGACAGUCGACAAUAUUGUCGAGGAGAUAUGUUGCGACGAAGACACGUGGAACGUUGUUGACAGAGCAGUGAACCGGGUAGGAAUGAUCCGUAACAACACAUAUUGGAGCGCAGAACAACAGGCAGCCGCGACCACCCUCCGCUAA